AUUUCGAACCCGAACCAAACCCCCGCGGCGCGACAGUCGGCGGUGACGUCUUCCCCUCCCGGUAUCUCUCUCUCUUCCUCCUUCGCCAUCGCACACUCCCUUCUCCUCCCUCUUUCCCCUCUGUUCAUCGCAGACCCGCACCCCCGCCCCCGCCCCUUGGUUUCUAUUGUUCUCUGCAGCCAUGAAGGUUCCUAUGGGUCCUCCGGCUCCGCGAAACCCUAAACCUGACCCUAAUCCCGAACUCACUGAUGGCGAUCCAUCCAAUGACAAGGACGGGCUAGCCUGUUCGCAGCAGGACGGAGGUGUCGCAGCGGAGAGCAUCGCUCCGGAAUCAGAAGCGAAGGAUCUUGAAAAACCUAGUCCUAGUGCCUCUAAUUCAUCUUCCUCUGGAUCUCAGAGCGGAAAUUCGGCUGCUCCUUACUCGAUUCCAUCGUGGAGCGAGCCCCCCGCGCAACCUUUCUUCCUCGAGGUCCUCAAGGACGGCAUCAUCAUCGAACAGUUGGACGUGUCGCAAAAAGGAGCAUAUAUGUUUGGACGCAUUGAUUCUUGUGAUUUUGUGUUGGAACAUCCAACCAUCUCCAGGUUCCAUGCAGUUCUGCAGUUUAAGAAAGAUGAAGUUUUGCUUUAUGAUCUUGGUAGUACACACGGAACAUUCAUCAACAAAAUGCAGGUAAAGAAGAAGGUUUACACAGAACUUCAUGUUGGCGAUGUUAUUCGGUUUGGCAUGUCGUCACGGUUAUAUAUUUUCCAAGGACCAACUGAGUUAAUGCCUCCAGAGGGUGAUUUGGAGAAACUACGGAAUGCAAAAAUUCGAGAAGAGUUGCUCGAUCGUGAAGCUUCACUAUCACGGGCAAGAGUCGAUGCUUCCCUUGCAAAUGGUAUCUCAUGGGGCAUGCAGGAGGAUGCUAUUGAAGAAGACACAGAGAAUGGUGCAGAUGAAAUAACAUGGCAAACGUACAAAGGACAGCUAACUGAAAGGCAGGAAAAAACUCGUAGCAAAAUUAUAAAAAGAAUGGAGAAGGUCGCUAACAUGAAAAAGGAGAUUGAUGCCAUACGAGCAAAAGACAUUGCCCAAGGUGGCUUAACUCAAGGUCAGCAAACACAGAUAGCUCGGAAUGAGCAAAGAAUAACUCAGAUUAUGGAGGAAUUAGAUAGCUUAGAAGAGACUUUGAAUGAAAGUAUUCAAGAAAGUGUAGGUGCUCGAUCUGGUAAGGUAGUUUGUGGUAAGAAGAAAGAGAAUGUUGAAGAUGAAGAUGACAUGCUGAGUGAUGAUGACGAUUUCUAUGACCGGACCAAGAAGAAGCCUGCUGCUCGAAAGUCUGGUGAACAGCAAUCAGUCGAAACAGCUGAUUCUCUUCUCGACAAAAAGGAUACCAUAAUUAGUCAAAUUGAGGAAAAGAAGGCCUUGCUUUUGAAAGAGAAGGAAAAGGGAGUGACUGACUCUGUCAACAGCACCGAAGGUGGAGAUGACCUUGAUGCUUACAUGUCUGGGCUGUCAUCUCAACUAGUGCAUGACCGAGUCACAAAAAUUCAAAAUGAGCUGGUUGAUCUUCAAACUGAUUUGGAGAAAACAAUGUACCUGCUGAAGAUUGCUGAUCCAAUGGGAGAAGCUGCUCGCAAAAGAGAUGCCAAAGCAGAAGCAUCGAAAUCCAAAUCCAUUCCUAAUGUCUCGAAGCCACCAAAAUCGGAGCAAAAGCAAGGGACUGCACCUACACAUGUCGUAAAGCAAGGGACUGUGCCUACUACAACUGUUGGUUUAAAACCUGAUGACACUUCCAGUCAUAAACAAGCAGUGGAACAUACAGAAGGCAGGAACAUGACUGAAGACCAAGAGGCCAGCAAACCUGUGUAUACCGCCGUAAAGCCGCAGUGGCUUGGUGCCACCAGGGAGAUUACAUCAGAAGAGAAUAUGGUACAGGAAACUCAUUUGGAUGAGAAUGAAUUGGAUAAUUUUGUGGACUACAAAGAUAGGAAAGAAAUUCUUGGGUCUGACAAUAGAUCAGAGAUUGACUGUGCGGGUCCUGGUCUAAUUAUACGAAAACGAAAGCCUGCCCAUGAGAUGGGGAUGGGUGUUGAUAAAAUCCCCAAGGUGGAAGUGUCAGUGGCUGAAACCUCAGCUGCUGAUGCUGUGGCUCUGCUGCUGAAGCACAAACGUGGGUACACUGCUUUAGAUGAAGUACAUGAAAACAAAGAGUCCAAGAGCAAAGGUCUAGAAGGAAAGGAUAAUUCACAGGAGAAGCGAGUAUUUGGGCCUUCAAAGCCAGCUUUUCUUGACAACAAUCCAGAUUAUGAGUCGUGGGUACCUCCCGAAGGACAAACUGGUGAUGGACGCACCUCCCUGAAUGAACGUCUGGGUUAUUAGUUUAUGCUAUCGUGACACAAAAUCCAUCUGGGCAAGGUGUAAAAUGAAAAUCAUGCAGGACAGGACAGAGUAAUGCGAGAACCUGACCGAAUGGCUUCUUGAACUCUACCUUUCUAUGAUAUUCCCACAUGGCACCAGCUUCGCUGUGGCUUCCGCUCACUGACGAUGUCCGUUUCGCCAAAUUUUCCCAUGUUUGUAUCCUGGUGUUGUGUAUCCUGGAAGCCAUUAAAAUGGUCAAUCUGGUGAGCAAAUUUUAGCAAUCCAUCCAAGUUAAAAAUUCUCAGAGAGAGAGCUAGCUAUAUGGAGAUCAAACUAAAAGAAAACAUCAAAGAAAAGCUGACCGGGUGGGGUGCUGUGGUACCCGACUUUGUUGUCCUGGGACAGACGAACUUAUAUUUUUUUUCUUGAAUAUGGAAAUUCUUUGGAUAGAUAGAUUGGGCUGGUAUCUUCCCAAAUUGUCGUGCCUAUGCUACAGUAACUUUUUUAUCCUCUUGGGAUACUUGUUUAGAGGUUGAAUUAGUUGUGCUGAUCAGCAAUGUAUAUGUAUGUAUGCAUGCCAACUUUUAGGUGACAUGAUGCAUUUUUGUGUC
This is a messenger RNA of Musa acuminata subsp. malaccensis (wild Malaysian banana), 2952 nucleotides long. RefSeq lists its product as uncharacterized. Gene Ontology annotation, molecular function: protein binding; mRNA binding. The record is from RefSeq and is a predicted model, not a curated record. NCBI's taxonomy places the organism in Eukaryota, Viridiplantae, Streptophyta, Magnoliopsida, Zingiberales, Musaceae.